This is a messenger RNA of Sorex fumeus (smoky shrew), 2691 nucleotides long. RefSeq names its product WD repeat containing planar cell polarity effector (gene WDPCP). NCBI's taxonomy places the organism in Eukaryota, Metazoa, Chordata, Mammalia, Eulipotyphla, Soricidae. The record is from RefSeq and is a predicted model, not a curated record. The transcript has 18 exons. The coding region runs from base 285 to 2438 and encodes 717 amino acids. Gene Ontology annotation, cellular component: axonemal basal plate. Gene Ontology annotation, molecular function: protein binding. Gene Ontology annotation, biological process: cilium organization; nervous system development; establishment of protein localization.
CUGGCGGUCGGCUUCCCAGUUGCUAAGCGACGAGGCCGGAGCGCGCGCGCAUCCGGGCCGCCCGGCUGUACCUGCGGGACUCGGUGGCUGCCGCUACUUCGGGGCCGCAGUGCAGACCCGCGGAACGUGCCGCGCCCUUGUGGACCCUUCUUUCUUAGCCCGAGCCCCGGUGCCCGGUCUAGGGUCGGGUGACGAGGGAAAAGAUUUGCAGAGACGCUUCUGUGGAGGGCGUCUGGGGGCCUUGCGUCUUCCUCACUGCGGAGGCAGAACAGAGAUUUCUUCAGAUGACUUUCUGCUUGACUCAACUACACCUGUGGUCUUUGAAGAAUACUUUACACAUUAGUGAUAGAGACAUCGGGGUCUACCAAUAUUAUGACAAGAAGGAGCUACCUGCUACAGAGCAUGGUCACUUAGAAGAAAAGCAGAAGCUGGCAGAAUCACGAGAUUAUCCGUGGACGCUCAAAAACAGACGCCCAGAAAAACUUCGAGACUCACUCAAGGAGUUGGAGGAGCUGAUGCAAAACAGUCAGUGUGUGCUGAGCAAAUGGAAGAACAAAUAUGUCUGUCAGCUCCUCUUUGGUUCAGGUGUGCUCGUGUCCCUAAGCCUUGCUGGGCCUCAGCUGGAAAAAGUGGUGAUCGACAGAAGCUUGGUGGGGAAGCUCAUCUCAGACACCAUCAGUGAUGCUCUUCUCACAGACAACUUUAUCAUCUUAUCAUUUUUGGCACAAAACAAACUAUGUUUUAUUCAAUUUACCAAGAAGAUGGGUUCUCCUGAGAUAAAUAGAAGACUGGAAAAACUCUCAUCCCUGGAUUAUAAGAUUUCCUAUUGUGAAAUACCUGGCCCAGUAAACAGAACAACAAAGCGUCAUCUUGCAGUCAACUGUGCUCAGGAUAUGGUGGUUUGCUGGUGGCCACUCAUGAGUGAUGAUGCUUGGCCUUGGGCCCCCGUUUCUUCUGAGCAGGACAGAGCGAAUCUUCUGCUCCUGGGUUAUGCUCAAGGAAGACUGGAGGUUCUGAGUUCUGUCCGCACAGAAUGGGAUCCAAUGGAUGUUUGCUUUGGCACCAAACACCCUUACCAAAUCUUCACAGUUGAACACUCCAUCAGUGCAGACAAAGAGUUCAUGGCUGACAGCUGCAUCUAUGAAUGUGUUUGGAACAAAAUACGGUGUGUAUCAGUCACCAGAAUACCUCUAAGGUCAAAGGCCAUUAGCUGCUGUAGGAGUGUUACAGAAGACAAACUGAUUGUGGGCUGUGAAGAUUCUUCAGUAAUUCUUUAUGAAACUCAUCGUGGAGUGACUCUCUUAGCCCAAGCUGAACUUUUACCAUCAUUAAUCAGCUGCCACCCAAGUGGCGCCAUUCUGCUAGUUGGCAGCAAUCAAGGGGAGCUGCAAAUUUUUGAUAUGGCUCUAUCCCCUAUUAACAUCCAGCUCUUGGCUGAAGACUGCUCACCCAGGGAGACUCUGCAAUUCAAUAAAUUCUUUGAUGCUUCCAGCAGUCUUGUUGAAAUACAGUGGAUAGCUCCUCAGGUUGUUUCACAGAAGUCUGAAAGAGGGGAAAUCUGUGAUCUUCUCUUCCUCAGAUUUGCCAGAGGACCUUUGGGUGUACUUUUGUUUAAACUUGGUGUCUUCACGCAAGGACAGCUGGGCCUGGUAGACAUCAUCUUCCAGUAUAUUCGCUGUGAUGAGAUCUAUGAGGCAAUAAACAUCCUGAGCAGUAUGAGCUGGGACACCAUGGGACACCAAUGUUUCAUCAGCAUGAGUGCCAUAGUGAAUCAUCUUCUUAGACAGAAGCUUACUUCAGAAAGAGAAGCACAGCUUGAGGCAAGCCUGGGAACCUUCUAUGUUCCAACAAGACCACUCCUGGAUGCAACUAUAAUGAAAUAUAGAGACCAAAUCAGCAAAUAUGCAAGGAGAUUCUUCCACCACUUGCUCAGGUACCAGAGAUUUGAAAAGGCAUUUUUGUUAGCAGUUGAUAUUGGUGCUCGUGACUUGUUUAUGGACAUCCAUUACCUUGCACUAGAUAAGGGUGAAUUGGCACUAGCUGAAGUGGCAAGAAAAAGAGCAAGUGAUAUUGAUGCAGAAUCAAUAACCUCUGGAGUUGAGCUCCUGGGGCCCCUGGACAGAGUGGAUAAGUUAAAUGAAGCUUUUGUUGGCCUAUCCCUAGUACCUCAAAGCAAAGAUGCAUUUCCAGAUAACCUCCCUCAUUUUGGUUCAAUUCACAAAGAUACUAAUCAACCAAAAAUAAUGAAUGUCUCUUCUAACAGACAAGUAUUCAACAGAAGGAGUGAAUUUGAAAAAGAUAUCUCUGCUAGAUCUUUGAUGACUAUAACCUAUAACAGAGAAGAUGAUGAUAACCAAGGAGAAAUAAAAGAAGAUUAUAUAGGACAGGAAAUUGGAGCCGGUGGUUCUCUCAGAAUGGUUCACUUUGGUUUGGUGUAAUAAACUUUUACUUUGCAUGCUCCUGAAUGGCUUGAAAUCUCCAGGACCACAUAUGGUCCCUUGAGCACAACCCUGAGGUAACUUCUGAGCACAGAGCAGAAGUAGCCUCUGAAUACUAGUAGGUAUGGCCAUAAAAAACAAAACCAACACAUUAUCCCCAUAUGGGUUAAACAGCUAAGAAAUAUUGUUAAUUAGUUAAAAGCUUAAAUUCGUAGCACAGCGGUAGGGCGUUUGCCUUGCACGCAGCCAACAU